Messenger RNA from Fraxinus pennsylvanica, 615 nucleotides. The record is from the annotation of a GenBank genome assembly. Lineage: Eukaryota; Viridiplantae; Streptophyta; Magnoliopsida; Lamiales; Oleaceae.
AUGGCUUUGAAUCCUCAGCUUUUUUCUAAUGGCAUGCCAGUGCCUUUUGUCAACGAAACGUUCGUGCUAGCCAGAGAUGGCGUUGAAUUCGAAAUUGACAAGAUCCCAGGCGCACACGGGGAUCGUGUUAAAGCAAAGGGAACAAUCUACCUGUCAAAUAUCCGCAUGGUAUUUGUUGCAAAUAAACCUGUUGGCAAUUUUGCUGCUUUUGAUAUGCCCUUGCUCUAUGUUCAUGGUGAAAAAUUCAACCAGCCGAUAUUCUACUGCAACAAUAUUGCUGGACAUGUUGACCCUGUUGUACCUGAUAACGAGCACAGGGCUCUGUAUUCGACUCAAUCCUUCAAGAUUCUCUUCAAGGAAGGUGGUUGUGGAACUUUUGUCCCACUUUUUUUCAACUUAAUUUCGUCAGUUAGACAAUACAACCAACGUACCAGCACGGAAGCACAGCCUCAAAUGGAUCCUCUGCAAGCAGCACAAACUCCUGUUGAUGAGAUGAUGAGACAUGCAUAUGUUGACCCGAAUGACCCAACAAGAAUUUUCUUGCAGCAGCCAACUCAGGAAUCUCAGUUGAGGCGUCGCACAUACAAUCCACAUGCUGUUGAAAACUCAAUAUGA